Messenger RNA from Symbiodinium necroappetens, 1050 nucleotides. Lineage: Eukaryota; Dinophyceae; Suessiales; Symbiodiniaceae. The record is from the annotation of a GenBank genome assembly.
GAGGUCAAGUGGGGCAACAGCUACGACAGUGGCAAGCCGAAGGGCCCAGGAUGCUGGUCGUGCAUCGUGGCGGCCUUGAGGCUCUGGCCACACCUGGAGUUCGAGGAGGUGUGUGACCUGUGUGCGAAGGAUGCCAAGAGCGCCGACGAGAUCGCCCGUGCAAAGGACCUCCUGGCUAAGCAAGAGGAGAACCCCUUCCAGCCGAUGUCGACGGUAGAGUCCAACCGCGUGCAGGGGCACGAAGUUUACUUCAAAGUGGCAUUCUUAUCGGAGUCAGAAAUGAUCAAGUUUCUGCAGGUCACCCCGAAGGCACUUAAAUUGACUGAAGUGACCCUCGAGCUUCAGCAAGAAGGAUGCACAAUGCGUGGAUAUUGUGUAUCUUUGCUGGACUUGCCAGGCGACGUCAAAGCUGUUUGCCACAAGGUCAAGAUCUUCAGCAGUACAACGAUCAAGUUGGCAGAUACGUUUCUGUCACCGGCUGACCAGCUCAGUCAACACCAAGGAGAGCGAACCUUCACCCACCUUGCGAAAGUGCAGGCCUCUCGCAAUCCUCCAGCUUUCCGGCCGUUGCAGAAAUCCAGCAUCCCAAGCUACUGGGAUCUUAAGGACAAGGCGGUGAAGCUCCUCGAGAAAGCCCGAGAGCAACAGCCACCAUCGGAUGACAGCGACGUGGAGGUCUAUGAGCCGGAUGAAGACGAGCCGGUGGCCGCAGCCAGCAAGCCGGAACUGCGGUUGGGGGCAGCUCUAGCCAAGGACGCAAUCUCGACCAGGAAGAGUGGGAAGUCCAAGCCCGGUGCAGCGGCGAAGAUCAAGAAGGAGGCACCGAUCCCUGAUGCAAGUCCGGAGAGGAGCCGAUCUCCUGCCAGCAAAAAGGAGAGCUCGUCCGGGCCGGUGAACGACCUCGAGGACUUGGAUGAGGAGAUGGCCAAGGUCAACGCCCGUGCGGGAGGAGGCAAGACGUGCCUCCGAUCUCUUGUGAUCACUCGACAUCUCGCGGGAGAGAAAUUGGGAGUACGCCUCGCCGCAGUGGGGAGCUCAGUGUCGGAGUAG